Messenger RNA from Sphaeramia orbicularis (orbiculate cardinalfish), 3361 nucleotides. Its product is annotated as protein EFR3 homolog A-like. The record is from RefSeq and is a predicted model, not a curated record. Gene Ontology annotation, biological process: protein localization to plasma membrane. Gene Ontology annotation, cellular component: plasma membrane. NCBI's taxonomy places the organism in Eukaryota, Metazoa, Chordata, Actinopteri, Kurtiformes, Apogonidae.
GGAGAGAGUGGAGGCGUGGAGGUCGACCUGACAGGCCGCCGUCUGCUUCAACAUGGAUCCAGAGAGCAACGACUCGGGAGUCUGCGGCUGCUGUGGGCCCCUGAGGCCCCGAUACAAACGCCUGGUGGACAACAUCUUCCCCGAGGACCCCAAAGAUGGCCUUAGUAAAUCAGACAUGGAGAAGCUGACGUUCUAUGCUGUUUCGGCGCCGGAGAAACUGGACCGGAUUGGAGCGUUGGCAGAGAGGCUGAGCCGGGAUGUGGUCAGGCAUCGCUACGGGUACGUGGUCAUUGCAAUGGAGGCUCUGGACCAGCUGCUGAUGGCCUGUCACUCCCAGAGCAUCAAACCCUUCGUGGAGAGUUUCCUGCACAUGGUGGCCAAGCUGCUGGAGUCCAGAGAACCGGACCUUCAGGUCUUAGGAACCAACUCGUUUGUGAAGUUUGCCAACAUAGAGGAGGACACUCCUUCCUACCACCGCCGUUAUGACUUCUUCGUGUCCCAGUUCAGUGCCAUGUGUCACUCCACCCAUGAAGAUGUGGACACCAGGAAGAGGAUCCGAGUGGCAGGGAUUAAAGGUCUGCAGGGCGUGGUCAGGAAGACGGUGAACGACGAGCUUCAGGCCAUCAUCUGGGAACCUCAGCACAUGGACAAACUGAUCCCAUCCAUGCUGUUCAACAUGCAGGACAGCGACGACCUGGACAGGGCCGGUCAUCCCAGCACGCCGUCAGGGUCAGGGCAGGACGGCGAGGAAAACCCCGGGGCGCUGGCGGAGAGCUGCUUCAGGGAGCUGCUGGGCCGAGCGGCGUACGGGAACAUGAACAACGCCGUCCGACCUGUCCUGGUUCACCUGGACAACCACCACCUGUGGGACCCAAAUGAGUUCGCCGUGUCCUGCUUCAGGAUCAUCAUGUACUCCAUCCAGGCCCAACACUCCCACCACGUCAUCCAGCAGGUCCUCAACCACCUGGACACCCAUAACCGGAACACCCCGCGGGUCCGGGCCGGUAUCGUCCAGGUCCUCCUGGAGACGGUCGCCAUCGCUGCCAAAGGCUCCGUGGGAAUGAUCCAGGAAUCCAAAAGAACCGACGCGUUCAGCUUUGAAAGUGAAAACACAACUCCGCCCAAUCUGUGGCUCGGUCCGACGGUGCUGGAGGUUUUCAACACUCUGCUCAAACACCUGAGGAUGAGCGUGGACUUUGAACUGGGCGAGACGUCCAGGAGGAACUCUGGAAGCAGCGUUUCAUCCAAUCGAGGCAAAGAGAGUGAAGAGCGAAUCGUCCAGAACGCCAUCAUUCAGACCAUCGGGUUCUUCGGUGGGAACCUCCCUGACUACCAGCGUGCUGAGGUCAUGAUGUUCAUCAUGGGUAAAGUGCCCGUUUAUGGGACCCCGUGCCACACGUUGGACACCGUUAAGAUCGGGCACCAGGGAACCAAGAGGAUCCAGACCAUGCUGCUCAGUUCCCUCAUCAUGGUCACCUCUGGUUUUAAGUCUAAGUCCAUGGCAGCGGCCCUCCCUCCUCCGUUCCUUGACCCUCUCUUCUCCAUCUCUCUGAUGGAGGACAAUGAACUGAGGCAGUUGGUCCUGGAGAUCCUGCACAACAUCAUUGAUCGCCAUGACAACCGGGCCAAGCUGCGCGGGAUCAGAAUCAUCCCAAACGUGGCAGCAUUGAAGAUUAAAAGGGAGAAGAUUUCCAAACAGGACGUGGCCUUCAUGAAGAAGCACGGUCAGCAGCUGUACCGACACAUCUACCUGGGCUGUAAAGAAGACGACAACAGUCAUAAAAACUUUGAGCUGCUCUUCACCACGUUGGCCGUCCUCACCAUCGAACUGGCCAAUGAGGAGGUGGUCAUCGACCUCAUCAGACUGGCCGUCGCUCUGCAGGACAUGGCUCUGGCCAACGAGGAGAACAUGUCCAUGUUCAUCCGAUGUGGCAUCAUGGCGUUGGUGGCGGCGUAUCUCAACUUCCUGAGUCAGAUGAUCGCCAACCCGCCGUUCUGUCAGCACGUCAGUAAGGUGAUCGAGCUGAGGAACAUGGACGCCCCCUACCUCCUCCCAGAACACAUUUUCAGAGACAAGUGUCCGACGCCGGAGUCUCUGGACAAAGACGACCGGCCGCUGUACUUCCAGACCGCCGACAUGGCUGAGUGUUUGGCCGGACCCGGGUACAACGCAGAGAGACUGUCCAUCCCAUACGUCCCCCAGGUCACAGUGCUUUACACAAGUAGAAAAAUCCUCCACAGGUGCAAACAGACGUCCAGAGACCGUCUGACCAGGAGGAAGAGCUUCGUGGACACCAUCUCUCUGCAGGUGGACAUCGUGUCCAACAGCCUUCCGGACAAGUCUCAACUCGCUGAGGAGAUCACAUUCGAGACGUUUUGAAGAAGGCCAUCGGUCAGAUCCGCUUCAACACACGAGCAGAGGAGGGAGAAGCGCCGCCAGGUGAUGGAGAAGUUCCAGAAGGCGCCGUUUGAGGAGAGCGCCCACUGCGAGUCAAAGGCCAACAUGCUCCACGACAGACUGGCUCAGAUCUUUGAACUCACCAUUCGGCCUCCUCCCAGUCCAUCCGGAGUGGUUUCCAUCUCAGCAGGACACGCCCAGCAUCAGUCCGUCCCAGUCUAUGAGAUGAAGUUUCCGGAUCUGUGCGUGUACUGAGCACGCUCACUUCAACAUUGAUGAAUCGGAUCAAUAAACACCACAUUAGUCGCAGAUAGAACCCAUGCAUUCAGUUCGUCCGAUUGACUUGUUAGCAAAUUAAUCUCAGAUCAGUAGAAAGACGAUGUAUUUUAACCUUAAAUCGGAAAAAUCUUAAAUAUACGAGCUUCAAACUGAGCCACGUAAACGCACCAGCUGCUCGAUUCUUCGCAUUUCCAAACUGGUUUUGAACCGACUGGACAGAAGCAAUUUGACGUUUUUGGAACUAACGAAGCGCCGCCGUCGGUGUUUUAUCGCAGUAGUGUCGCAGACGCUUCACACUUUGUGCAAACGCUUUCUAGUCUCCAAUCAAAGCGUCGUGGAAAUCAAUAAAACCACGCGUAGGAUUAAACUUAAAGCUGGUUUUAGCCUCUGGUAGAACAGUAGUUAACAGUUUAAACUAGUCUUACUAGGAUUAGAAUCGCGUUAGUCCAACGGGCUCAUUUCUACAGAGUCCAGUCUUCGUGUAAUUGAUAGAAAUAACAUUUAAAGUAAUCAAAGUACACGUUUGGACCCUAAAUACACAAAGUAUUAAUGUGUAGAUGCUUUUAAUUUGUCGUAUCUGAGGUUGUUUUGAUGUUUGCACGCACGGCCUUUAACAUCAGCUGACUGAUUUGAACGGACGCAGCAGCUUCGUAGAAACUCAGACUCCUUUAGUUUUUGGUUUUA